GGCUGUCACAGUUAACACACGUCAGUGACAAUCCGGUUCAGCUAUCACCAUGGCAGAAAUUGGGCUUUUGAGACAUCUGUUGUUUCUACUGUUAUGCAUUCGGACCACUCUCUGUGGAUCCAUAAACAUGAAGGGCUCUGGAGAGUAUUCCGUCCUGGGGAGAGAGUUCACGUUUACCUGCGAGGUUGUCAAUGCGAGAGUCACGGGGUUAAUUACGUUCUUGAAACGUGAUAACCUUUCAUUUCGAUCUGUCUGUGGUGUAGCAGUAGACACAGGGCAACAGAUAACGGGGAAUAACAGGACCCAAUGUUCAGAUGAAGACGGACAACGACACAGGUACACAUUGACCAUCAGGGAUGUUUCUCGGGAUGAUUCUACUGUUUGGCAGUGCCAGGGAGGAGGGAUGAGGAGCAACACGGUUACUUUGGAUGUGCGAUCUGCUCCUAGUAUAGAAUACUUUGGUGUCACGUCUGGGGACAGAACCGUGAGUGUGACGGAACACGACAACGUGACACUGCAGUGUAACAUCAGCAGUAAUCCGGCUUCUACCAUAGAGAUCAGGAACAAGACCUCCAGCAUAGGAAGAAGGAAGUUCAGCAACUAUAACCCAGUGCGGAGUUACAAACAAACAAUGAAAGCGAUGCUACUGGAUGUGUCCUGCCAGGAAGGGGGAGAAUACACCUGCUCGGCCGGGAACUUGAUCGGAAAAGCUGCCCAACAGACUGUGUUAUUACAAGUCACUUGUGCCCCAAGGCGAUAUUCAUCUUCAUCUGACAAUCUGGUGUUUGCUUCAAAUCUGCACGAAAACGCAACGCUAAGUUUGACCGUCAUAGCCUUCCCACCGCCAACCUUCAAGUGGAGGAAAAGGCCAGACUCGAGACCAAUCAAUACCACAAGGGUCAACACUGAGGGCGUCCUUGUGACAGGAAGUGUCACCAUUUUGGAUGUCAAGGAAGACGACUUUUUGAACUACACUGUCAACGUGGAAAACACCGAAGGCCAAUUGGAAGUGAAGAUAGCUCUGGUUUCCAAAUCCAAGCCAAACAUACCAAGCAGCCUGAAAGCGACAAGCACCUGCCCACGUUCGGUAACACUGCAGUGGGAGAAAGCUUUCAAUGGUGGCGCCACACAGAGUUUCAACAUACAGUACAGAGAACCUGGUGGGCAAUGGAUCACGCAUCCAACCAGGCCGAGUGAAGACGAUGCCCUUCAACUGGAAAUUGAUGACCUCGAACCUGGAACACUGUACCAAAUUCGGAUGAAUGCUCUGAAUGAUUAUGGCUCAAACAGCUACACCUCCAUCACAGUGACCACAGAUACGGCUACCACUUCAUGUGUGCCCGUCUACGUUGUGGUCAUCGCGUGUGUGGCGUCAGUGCUCCUCACAACGGCUGUGCACAUUGUUGUGUUGUGCACAAAGGCCAAGUGUCAAUCCCAAACCUUGACAAGCGCGGAAGCUGAGGGUGACAAUGAAACUACCAGAGAAGAUGAGAACAAGGGGAAGGAUCUAUAUACCUCACUGAUCCCUGUCAAGGAUGCGUAUGAAAACAUUAACAUCGACAACCAACCACGACCUUCAACGUCAACACCGGCAGCAUCAACAGAGUCGCCGUCGUCUGAUCCUUAUUACUCAGUCAUUAAAGAUACCACCCUCUGAUACACGUCACGCGCAGACCAGACUCUUUUCAUGGCGUCAUUGGUAGCACUGUACACUACUUCCUAUAUUGUGUCCAAGACAUAUGUACUCGUAAUAGACCCUUCUAACUUUCCAUAAUCACACGCAGUACAUCUGUUCACCAGACUGUGCAUGCAUCUUAAAUCUUCCCAGUUAUUAACAUAUUUUAUGUUUUUUGGUCCUUAAUGUAACCAACCACGACCUUCAACGUCAACACCGGCAGCAUCAACAGAGUCACCGUCGUCUGAUCCAUAUUGCUCAGUCAUUAAAGAUAUCACCGUGUGAUUCAGACCAGAUUCUGUGUUGUCAUCAGCUUAUCAUGGCGUCACUGGUAGCACUGUACACUACAGACUCUGUGUUGUCACCAGCUUAUCAUGGCGUCACUGGUAGCACUGUACACAACAGACUCUGUGUUGUCAUUAGCUUAUCAUGGCGUCACUGGUAGCACUGUACACUACAGACUCUGUGUUGUCACCAGCUUAUCAUGGCGUCAUUGGUAGCACUGUACACAACAGACUCUGUGUUGUCAUCAGCUUAUCAUGGCGUCACUGGUAGCACUGUACACUACAGACUCUGUGUUGUCAUCAGCUUAUCAUGGCGUCAUUGGUAGCACUGUACACUACAGACUCUGUGUUGUCAUCAGCUUAACAUGGCGUCAUUGGUAGCACUGUACACUACAGAUUCUGUGUUGUCACCAGCUUAUCAUGGCGUCACUGGUAGCACUGUACACAACAGACUCUGUGUUGUCACCAGCUUAUCAUGGCGUCAUUGGUAGCACUGUACACUACAGACUCUGUGUUGUCAUCAGCUUAUCAUGGCGCCAUUGGUAGCACUGUACACAACAGACUCUGUGUUGUCAUCAGCUUAUCAUGGCGUCACUGGUAGCACUGUACACUACAGACUCUGUGUUGUCACCAGCUUAUCAUGGCGUCAUUGGUAGCACUGUACACAACAGACUCUGUGCUGUCACCAGCUUAUCAUGGCGUCAUUGGUAGCCCUGUACACUACAGACUUUGUGUUGUCACCAGCUUAUCAUGGCGUCAUUGGUAGCACUGUACACUACAGACUCUGUGUUGUCACUAGCUUAUCAUGGAGUCAUUGGUAGCACUGUACACAACAGACUCUGUGUUGUCACCAGCUUAUCAUGGCGUCAUUGGUAGCACAGUACACAACAGACUCUGUGUUGUCACCAGCUUAUCAUGGCGUCAUUGGUAGCACUGUACACAACAGACUCUGUGCUGACACCAGCUUAUCAUGGCGUCAUUGGUAGCACUGUACACAACAGACUCUGUGUUGUCACCAGAUUAUCAUGGCGUCAUUGGUAGCACUGUACAAAACAGACUAUGUGUUGUCACCAGCUUAUCAUGGCGUCUUUGGUAGCACUGUACACAACAGACUCUGUGCUGUCACCAGCUUAUCAUGGCGCCAUUGGUAGCACUGUACACUACAGACUCUGUGUUGUCACCAGCUUAUCAUGGCGUCUUUGGUAGCCCUGAACACUACUUCCUCUUUUGUGUCCCAGACAUAUGUACUCGUAAUAGACCAUUCUAACUUUCCAUAAUCACACACAGUACAUCUGUACACUAAACUGUGCAUGCAUCUUCAAUCUUCUGAGUUAUUAACCUAUUUUAUGUUUUUUGUCAUGUCCUUAAUGUACAGCUUUUGUAUUUGACAAGCUUCAUUCAAAGCUUCUAUAGGAACACGGAAGGCCCAGUCGUCUAAUUCGCCGCGUUUCGCUGUGCAGAGUUGCGUCCCUUGGGCACGCCAGAAACCUAUGUUUGUGGGUUCGAAUCCCGGUUCGACCCGAUUAUGUUUCUAGGUUUGUCCGCACC
Molecule: messenger RNA, 3507 nt
Organism: Haliotis rufescens (red abalone)
Lineage: Eukaryota; Metazoa; Mollusca; Gastropoda; Lepetellida; Haliotidae
Product: nephrin-like
Exons: 8
Coding region: 50-1657 (535 amino acids)
Biological process (GO): cell-cell adhesion
Cellular component (GO): cell-cell junction
Molecular function (GO): cell adhesion molecule binding
Source: RefSeq, a predicted model, not a curated record